Aplosporella prunicola CBS 121167 is the source of this 2307-nucleotide messenger RNA. RefSeq lists its product as uncharacterized. Gene Ontology annotation, molecular function: phosphoribosylanthranilate isomerase activity; anthranilate synthase activity; indole-3-glycerol-phosphate synthase activity. The coding region runs from base 1 to 2307 and encodes 768 amino acids. The record is from RefSeq and is a predicted model, not a curated record. Gene Ontology annotation, biological process: L-tryptophan biosynthetic process. Gene Ontology annotation, cellular component: cytosol. The transcript has 2 exons. Lineage: Eukaryota; Fungi; Ascomycota; Dothideomycetes; Botryosphaeriales; Aplosporellaceae.
AUGUCUGCACUGGACUUGAUCGACCACUCCCCGCACCACCCCGCCGCCGCGCCGGCCUUAGCGACCGCCUCGAACCUUAUCCUCAUAGACAACUACGACUCCUUCACCUGGAACGUCUACCAGUACCUGGUUCUCGAGGGCGCCAAUGUCACCGUCUUCCGCAAUGACGAGGUCACCCUCGACGAGCUCAUCGCGAAGAACCCUACCCAGCUGGUCGUUAGCCCUGGCCCCGGACACCCAGAGUCGGACUCCGGCGUGAGCAGGGAGGCUAUCAAGCACUUUGCCGGCAAGGUGCCCGUACUCGGCGUCUGCAUGGGAGAGCAGUGCAUCUACUCUGUUUUCGGAGGUCGCGUCGAUGUUACCGGAGAGAUUUUGCAUGGCAAAACUUCGCCGCUGCGCCAUGACGGCAAGGGCGUGUACGCGAACGUGCCUCAGGAUGUUCCCGUCACCAGGUACCACUCGUUGGCUGGCACGCACCCGACGCUUCCCGAGUGCUUGGAGGUUUCUUCCUGGAUCGCGGCUGGACCCGACGGCGGAAAGGGCAUAAUCAUGGGCGUGAGGCACAGGGAAUACUUGAUUGAGGGUGUUCAGUUCCACCCGGAGAGUAUCCUGACCGCUGAGGGACGGUUGAUGAUCAAGAACUUCCUGAAGAUGCAGGGUGGAACUUGGGCCGAGAACGAGAAGCUCUCAAAGAAGGAUGCUGCCGCUUCAGAGGCUACCAACGGCGCCAUUGUCCCGGACAAGAAGACUUCGAUUUUGGAGAAGAUCUACGACCACCGCCGCGCGGCUGUUGCGGCGCAAAAGGAAAUUCCUUCGCAGAGGCCGGUUGACCUCCAGGCUGCUUUCGACCUCGGCAUUGCUCCUCCUCAGAUCUCUUUCCCGGAUCGUCUGAAGCAGUCCCCGUACCGGUUGUCGCUGAUGGCUGAGAUUAAGCGGGCAUCUCCCUCGAAGGGCAUCAUUUCACUGUCCACCUGUGCGCCCGCUCAGGCGCGGACGUAUGCUCUUGCGGGUGCCAGCGUCAUUUCUGUGCUCACUGAGCCCGAAUGGUUCAAGGGAAGCAUUGACGAUCUGAAAUACGUUCGUCAAGCUCUCGAGGGCAUGCCCAACCGCCCCGCUAUCCUUCGGAAGGAAUUUGUGUUCGAGGAGUAUCAGAUUCUUGAGGCUAGGUUGGCCGGAGCGGACACUGUUCUGCUGAUCGUCAAGAUGCUUGACGAGGCGACUCUUAAGAGGCUGUACCUCUACUCUCAGUCCCUUGGCAUGGAGCCGUUGGUUGAGGUCAACAAUGUGGAGGAGAUGCAAAUUGCAGUCAAGCUUGGAUCUAAGGUCGUUGGUGUCAACAACCGUAACCUGGCCAACUUUGAGGUCGAUUUGGAGACGACGAGUCGUCUGAUGGACAUUGUCCCCAAGGAGACCAUUGUGUGCGCGCUCAGCGGUAUCUCUGGACCGAAGGAUGUGGAGCCGUACGAGAAGAAUGGCGUCGGCGCUGUUCUUGUGGGUGAGGCUCUCAUGAGGGCUCAGAACACUGCGGAGUUUAUUGCGCAGCUCCUCGGCGGUUCACAAAGCACUGUGCAAACCAAGCCGCGCGCGGCACCUCUGGUCAAGAUCUGCGGUACUCGCUCAGCGGAAGCUGCUAAGGCGGCCAUCGAAGCGGGUGCCGACCUGAUUGGCAUCAUUCUUGUCGAGGGCCGCACGCGCUGCGUCUCGAACGAGACUGGCCUUGAGAUCUCGCAAGUGGUCCACAGCACGCCCAAGGCACGCAGGAAGGACGCCGCCCCAACCUCGAGCAGCAUCCCCAACGCCGCGUCAGAAUUCUUCGCCCACACGCCGCAGCACCACCUCUCGCACCCUUCGCGCGCGCUGCUCGUCGGCGUGUUCCGCAACCAGCCCCUCGACUACAUCCUCGCGCAGCAGAAGGCGCUCAACCUCGACAUCGUGCAGCUGCACGGCUCCGAGCCUGUCGAAUGGGCCUCGCAGAUCCCGGUGCCGGUCAUCCACGCGUUCAAGCCCACCGAGGCUGGCCUCACCCGCCGCAACUACCACGCUAUCUCGCUGCUGGACUCGGGCGCCGGUGGCUCCGGCCAGAAGCUCGACCUAAGUGAGGUCAAGGAGACGCUGCAGCGCGAUCCGAGCUUGCGCGUCUUGCUGGCUGGUGGUCUGGGGCCGGAGAACGUCGCCGAUGCGAUUAGGGAGCUUGGAGAGCUGGGCGAGAGGGUCGCUGGUGUUGAUGUUAGUAGCGGUGUUGAGGUGGAUGGGAAGCAGGAUUUGGAUAAGAUUAGGGCGUUUGUUGAGGCGGCGAAAAGUGCUUAG